ACCUUCAUGGUAGCUGCUUCAGGCAAAGUCAAGGGGUUUGAUGCCAACUUAGGCCCUUUACCACAGGUAGAAGAGGAAGAAACUGAAGCAGCCUUAGUUACACCUCAAGCUUCAGAUCCCCUUGGCCCUUGCUUGGAGCCUCUAGCUGCCUAGCCCCACCAUGUCCAAGCAAAACCGCGACGUUGAGUUAGCCCGCCUGGUGCAUGACAAGCCACUCAGUCAUCCUAGCUCCUCCCCCUCCCAUCGCAGCCUAGCUGAGCAGCUGCCCAACGUCCCCAGCUACCGCUCCACCACUGCCGCUACCUCCCGCAUCCCUGUCCUUGUCGCCAGAAAGCAAAAGGCUGGUGUGACGAACCCCAGUUUUUUGAAGGAAGAAGGGUCAUCUUCUCACACCCAGGGAUGGCCAUCAGGGAGAUACCCCACUGUGAACAUCAACAAUAGGAAUCCCAAGAAUGGCUCUUCAGGGCUGCCAGUAUUUGCCGGCCGUGCUCAGACCUCACCACCAAAGAAACCCCAAACCCUCGCUGUACCGGUUAUAGCCAAGGCUCCCAAGAGGAGGAAACGCUCUUCCCAGGAGGAGAGUGUGGAGGAGCUGAAAGUGCCAUCUCCAAGCCCCUCACCAGUCAAAGCUUGGCCGGACCUUUCCAGUCCACAGAGAGAAGGAUCACUUUGUUUGCCAGAUCGCAGCAGCUCAACAGCAAGCCAAAACAGUGCAGUUAUCAAUGACCGUCUGCAAGAACUGGUGCGUCUCUUUAAAGACCGAACAGAGAAAGUGAAAGAGAAAUUGAUUGACCCAGAUGCUUCUUCUGACGAGGAAACCCCCGUGGCGUCACCUUCCAAAGAAAAGCCUCCAGAAGAAAAAGAGGGAGCAAGUGAGAAGGGUGGAAAGAAGCAAGGUCGCCCACGUGCAAGAAAAUGCCAGUUCCCUAGCAGCAUUGACCCGCUCACCAAUCUGAUGUACAUCUUGUGGCUCUUCAUUGUGGUUUUGGCAUGGAAUUGGAACUGCUGGCUGAUUCCAGUCCGCUGGGCUUUCCCGUUCCAAACACCUGCAAAUGUUUAUUACUGGAUGGCUGUGGACUAUUUCUGUGACCUCAUCUACAUUUUGGAUAUCAGCAUCUUUCAGGUCCGCCUGCAAUUUGUCCAAAGAGGAGACAUCAUAACUGAUAAAAAGGCCAUGAGGAAGAACUAUCUGAAGUCAGGCCGCUUCAAGAUGGAUGUGAUCUGCCUUCUUCCACUGGAUUUUCUUUACCUCAAAGUGGGUUUCCAUCCUCUCUUGCGCUUGCCUCGCUGUUUAAAGUACAUGGCCUUCUUUGAGUUUAACAAUCGGCUUGAAGCUAUUCUGAGCAAGGCAUAUGUUUACAGAGUGGUAAGGAUCACAGCCUACCUGCUCUUCAGCUUACAUGUGAACUCAUGUUUAUAUUACUGGGCAUCCUCCUCUCAGGGGUUGGGCUCAACUGCCUGGGUCUACAAUGGGGAAGGAAACAGCUAUAUCCGCUGUUAUUACUGGGCUGUCAAGACUUUGAUAACAAUUGGAGGACUGCCAGACCCAGAGACCCUCUUUGAGAUCAUCUUUCAGCUGCUCAAUUACUUCACAGGUGUCUUUGCUUUCUCUGUCAUGAUAGGUCAGAUGAGAGAUGUUGUUGGGGCUGCCACCGCUGGACAGACAUACUAUCGGAGCUGUAUGGACAACACAAUUAGAUACAUGGCUUUGUACAAAAUCCCCCGAUCUGUUCAGAAUAGAGUCAAAACGUGGUAUGAGUACACUUGGCACUCUCAAGGCAUGCUGGACGAAUCGGAAUUACUGAUGCAGCUGCCAGACAAGAUGAAGUUGGACAUUGCAGUUGAUGUGAACUAUGACAUUGUUAGCAAGGUGCCACUUUUUCAGGGUUGUGACCGGCAAAUGAUUUUUGACAUGCUGAAAAGGCUCAGAUCUGUGGUGUACCUGCCCAAUGACUACGUCUGCAAGAAGGGGGAAAUUGGCAGAGAGAUGUACAUCAUUCAAGUCGGGCAAGUCAAGGUGCUCGGAGGACCUGAUGGGAAAACGGUGCUUGUGACUUUGAAAGCUGGAUCUGUGUUUGGAGAAAUAAGCUUACUAGCUGUGGGUGGUGGAAAUCGACGCACAGCAAAUGUUGUGGCUCAUGGAUUUACUAACCUUUUCAUCUUGGAAAAGAAAGAUUUGAAUGAAAUUUUAGUGCAUUAUCCAGAGUCACAGAAGCUGCUGCGGAAGAAGGCCAGGAGAAUGCUGAAAAACAACAGCAAAACUAAGGAUGACAAAAGCAAAGGCAUCAUCAUUCCUCCAAGAGCUGGGACUCCUAAGCUCUUCCAAGCCGCCUUAUUCGCUGCAGGAAAGAUGGGAGGCAAAGGGCGGUUGGCUCAUAUCAGAUGGAAAUUGAAAGAGCUGAAAGCUAUGCAGGAGGCCAGUGCCACUCCAGUUCCACCUAAAUCACCCGCCAGUCAUAGAUCACCAGCCGGCUCCCAGAAAUCAGUUCCACCUAAAUCAUCAGCCAGUCAUAGAUCACCUGCCGGCUCCCGAAGAUCAGUUCUACCUAAAUCACCAGCCAUUCAUAGCUCACCAGCUGGUCCCCAAAAAUCAGAUGACUGCAGCAGAACAGAAAAGAUUGUCUCAAAAUCUUCAGAUCACUCUGUUACGGUUUGCAUAACUCCAGCACCUAAAGGUGAUGAAGAGAUUCUCUCCAUAGAGAUUCUAGACAAGGACGAAACUAAGUAGAAAAGUCCAACUAGCUGACUGUCUUGCGUCUCAUAGAAGGACACUGCCAUAGGCCAUAGCCUGAGGAAGGCACUUUAGUGACUAUGGAUCACUGCAAAAUGCGGAUAGGCUUGGGCUCUUCCAACAUUCAGAAUGUAGCCUCCAACGUUGUGCUAUUAGAUGAAAGAUGGAUUUCCAUCCAUCUCUUUUAAAAUAAGGUCUAGAAUUAUUUGCACCCCCAAGGUAUGGGGGUUCGUCCAUACCUUGGCAGAAUGUGGAUUUUGCACCCCUUGUGCUCUUUUUAAUUCACCCUCAUCUAUGUGACAUCCUCCUCGAACUACUGUUCUCCCACACUUUCCGCAUCAUGAAUCAGGACUUGCACAAGGCACUCCCACAACCUCACUGGGCAACUUCAUCAAGUGCAGAUAGGAGAUUAAUAAUGCCAGUCUUCUUUCUGGGGGUUCCAAAGCCAUUGCCUUUUGUUCUAGCCUUGAUGGACAUGGUGAAGAUUGUUCCUCUGCCUCUGUUUGAUCUCCCUACCCUGCUUACAACCAUUUGAAGAAAAAUAUG
Podarcis raffonei (Aeolian wall lizard) is the source of this 3277-nucleotide messenger RNA. It is a transcript of the gene CNGB1, whose product is annotated as cyclic nucleotide gated channel subunit beta 1. The coding region runs from base 161 to 2728 and encodes 855 amino acids. The transcript is spliced from 20 exons. NCBI's taxonomy places the organism in Eukaryota, Metazoa, Chordata, Lepidosauria, Squamata, Lacertidae. Gene Ontology annotation, cellular component: intracellular cyclic nucleotide activated cation channel complex; photoreceptor outer segment; plasma membrane. Gene Ontology annotation, biological process: monoatomic cation transmembrane transport; retina homeostasis. The record is from RefSeq and is a predicted model, not a curated record. Gene Ontology annotation, molecular function: cGMP binding; intracellularly cGMP-activated cation channel activity; protein-containing complex binding.